GCUGUUUUACGAUCUCACACCUAUUUUCAUACUCGAAUUGUCACCAUCUUAUCUUCUCGCAUACGUAAAAAUUAACAAUGGGCUGCUGUUGUUUUGCUGGAGAUGUCCUCGUUAACACGAAAUCCGGUGGGGUAAAGCGGAUGGACCAGUUAAUUCGGGGUGAAGAAAUUCUGACCCUUUCGAAAGCGGGUGGUGCCCCAAAGUACACCCAGUUUUACACGUGGAUCCAUCGAGAAGUGGACAGAGAGACGGAAUUCGUCGUGAUUAAGACAAACACGGGAAAAAUGCUGAAAAUUACGGGGGAUCAUUUGCUCUUUGGGGAGGGACGCGUGGCCAUGAGGGCGGGAAUGGUGAAAAACGGCGACAAAAUUUGCACUAUUUCUCGUGAUGGAACCUUGGUUGAAGAAAUCGUCAUUGACGUUUCCAUGGAAAUGCUGACCGGCGUCUACGCCCCAUUUACGAUGAGCGGGGAUUUCAUCGCGAACGGAUUCUUGGUCGCGUGCUACUCCGACAUUGACAAUUUCGACGUUGCGCAUGCAUCCAUGCUGCCCUUGAGGAUGUUCCACAAACUGGAUAAAUCCUGGAAGAAGGGGAAUAAAAAUCAAGAGGGGCUUCACAUCUAUGCCAGAAAUUUGAUGAAAAUUUGGGAAAAUUUGCCAUCCCGAGUUCAAACGGCGAUUCAAAAGUGAAUCGCUGCUCGCUGAGUUCUACGUUCGCAUGGAAGCCGAUAAACUCCAUAAACGAAAACAUAUUUACUUAUUAGCUUUAUGAAAAUUUGUAUGCAAUGAAAUUUUUAUUUGUAAUGAACACAUUAUGUAAGCCACAAUUUCUGCUAAGCAUAGUUUUAUGUAAUGUAUUGGGAAUGAGGUUAAAUAUUCCAUAAUUUUAGCUUCAAUCUUUAUUAAAAUAAGGUUUUUUAAGAAAAUAAAGAUGCAAAAAUAUUUUUCAGUUGCAAUGUAUA
Messenger RNA from Folsomia candida, 961 nucleotides. Its product is annotated as desert hedgehog protein. Bases 78 to 689 code for a protein of 203 amino acids. The transcript has 2 exons. Gene Ontology annotation, biological process: multicellular organism development; intein-mediated protein splicing; protein autoprocessing. The record is from RefSeq and is a predicted model, not a curated record. Lineage: Eukaryota; Metazoa; Arthropoda; Collembola; Entomobryomorpha; Isotomidae.